AGAGCUUGCGUUAAACAUCAAAACAGAUAAUAUUAUAUAAUUGCUUACAAAAGAAGCAGGAAAGUAGUUGAAUGAUACAUUUUAUGCUCUGAGGAAUGAUAAAAGAAAAAGUAGUUCAAAAAUAAAGUUUAUAUUUCAAGAAACGAGGAAGAAAAAAAUCGCACCUAGUGUACCGAAAAUUCUCGUUAAUGGUCGUUUUAAAAAUUGAAGACUGAACUAAAUCAAUCACUGUCGAAACAACAUGGCCACGUUGGAAGGGAAAAUGGAGGAGAUGAAAGUUGAUGAAAAACCUGAACGAAAAGAACAGCCCAAGAAGGAAAAAAAAAAGAAAGAAAAGCCAAAAUCCUCUGAUAAAGGAGGGCACCCUGUUGAGCUUAAUCCUCUGCCAAGCUACAUAGAAGAACGUAUUAAAUUUUUUGAUGAACUUAAAGCACAAUAUGACGCUGAAAUUGAAGCUAAGGAAAAGAAACCAAUAAAGAUAACCCUUCCAGAUGGCAAAGAAGUUGAAGGAUCGGCAUGGAAAACAACUCCUUAUGAAGUUGCACAAGGCAUAAGUCAAGGAUUGGCGGAUAAUGCUGUCAUUGCAAAGGUUAAUGGAGUUUUGUGGGAUCUUGAUCGUGUUUUGGAAGAUGACAGUAAAGUUGAAAUACUGAAGUUUGAUCACACUGAAGGUCAACAGGUAUUCUGGCAUUCCAGUGCACAUAUAUUGGGUGAGGCAAUGGAACGACAUUACGGUGGUUGUUUAUGUUAUGGUCCGCCAAUUGAAGAUGGCUUUUAUUAUGAUAUGCACAUGGAACAUCGUCAAGUUUCAAGUAACGACUUUAAAAAUCUUGAAACUAUUGUUAAAAAAGUUCAAAAAGAAAAGCAGCCUUUCAUUCGACUUGAGAUGAAGAAGGAAGACUUGCUAAAGAUGUUUGCGUAUAAUCCGUUCAAGUUAAGAAUUUUGAAUGAAAGGGUGACUACUCCUACCACACUUGUCUAUAGAUGUGGUCCAUUAAUUGACUUAUGUAGAGGACCUCAUGUCAGACAUACUGGGAAAGUCAAGGCUAUGUCUGUUACAAAGAACUCAGCAACUUAUUGGGAAGGUAAUUGUGAAGCUGAAUCCCUACAACGUAUUUAUGGAAUAUCUUUUCCUAACGACAAAAUGCUGAAAGAGUGGAAACACUUUCAAGAAGAAGCUGCUAAAAGAGAUCAUAGAAGAAUUGGAAAGGAACAAGAGUUGUUCUUCUUUCAUGAAUUGAGUCCUGGUUCCUGCUUUUUCCUGCCAAAUGGAGCACACAUUUAUAAUACACUUUUAACCUUCAUUAGGGAAGAAUAUAGAAAUCGGGGAUUUCAAGAAGUUGUUACACCAAAUAUAUACAGUACUAAGUUAUGGGAAACAUCAGGACAUUGGCAACAUUACGCAGACAAUAUGUUUUCAUUUGAAGUCGAAAAAGAGAGGUAUGCGUUGAAACCAAUGAACUGUCCAGGCCAUUGUGUAAUGUUUGAUCAUCGUCCACGCUCAUGGCGUGAAUUACCACUACGUAUGGCAGACUUUGGAGUUCUCCAUCGCAAUGAGUUAAGUGGUGCACUAACUGGUUUGACAAGGGUACGUCGUUUCCAACAAGACGACGCACAUAUCUUUUGCACGCUCGAUCAGGUGGAAUCUGAAAUCAAAAGCUGUCUUGAAUUUCUUCGUCAUGUGUACGAGAUCUUUGGGUUUACAUUUAAAUUAUUUCUUUCCACAAGACCAGACAAAUAUUUAGGAGAGUUAGAAGUAUGGAAUAACGCCGAAAAGCAACUGGAAAAUUCUCUCAAUGCCUUUGGUGAACCAUGGGAAUUAAAUCCUGCUGACGGAGCAUUUUAUGGGCCAAAGAUUGACAUUCAAAUUCGUGACGCACUGCGGCGCUCGCAUCAAUGCGCAACUAUACAACUUGAUUUCCAGCUCCCAGAAAGAUUUAAUUUAACUUACGUCAGUGGCGAAGGUGAUGAGAAGAAAAGACCAGUUAUAAUUCACCGUGCUAUACUUGGUUCUCUCGAAAGAAUGAUCGCCAUUUUGACUGAAAAUUUUGGUGGGAAAUGGCCAUUUUGGUUGUCACCAAGACAAGCUAUUGUCAUUCCAGUCAGUCCAAAAUUUGACGACUAUGCCCAACAAGUUCGUGAAGAAAUUUAUCCUGACGAUUUCAAAAUUGAUGUCAACCUUGAUGCUGGUGAAACAUUAAACAAAAAAAUCCGAAAUGCUCAACUUGCUCAUUAUAAUUUUAUAUUAGUUGUCGGCGACAAAGAAAAGACGUCACAUACCGUGAACGUCCGAACUCGUGACAACAAAGUACACGGCGAAAAAUCAAUCGAAGCCUUGCUAGCAAGAUUCCAUCAACUGAAAGCCUCGAAGAAAGAUGACAGUGAAGAAGAAUUUUAAACUAGAGAUUUAUUUUGUGGUGUUGUAAUAGAAAAAUGAAUAAAAAUACAUGAACAAUCAAUUAUACGA
Messenger RNA from Hydractinia symbiolongicarpus, 2467 nucleotides. Its product is annotated as threonine--tRNA ligase 1, cytoplasmic-like. The record is from RefSeq and is a predicted model, not a curated record. The transcript has 21 exons. NCBI's taxonomy places the organism in Eukaryota, Metazoa, Cnidaria, Hydrozoa, Anthoathecata, Hydractiniidae. Bases 242 to 2398 code for a protein of 718 amino acids. Gene Ontology annotation, molecular function: ATP binding; threonine-tRNA ligase activity. Gene Ontology annotation, cellular component: cytoplasm. Gene Ontology annotation, biological process: threonyl-tRNA aminoacylation.